GAUUCACGAUUGUAAUCAAAUCAUCCCCUAACUCUUCGGGAAUUAUGGAUCCUAUUUCUAAAAGUCUUUAUGCAGUCAACGAUGAAAAUAACAGCAGUACACAAAAUUGGAGUCAAGAUCCAGAUUUAACAGAUCAGAAUCAAGUCCCCUUAUCUACAACUGCAAUUCAGUCUGUUUCAGAUGAUGAUAACCAACCCAUUGUUGAACAACCGUUUAAAAAGCCGAAAUUGAUUAAUAUGCACAAUGUAGAUUCAUCACAAACUAAACAAGGUGAAUCUAAUUUAUCUAAUAUUAUUUCAGUCAUUGAUCAUUCAUCUGUUCCUUCAUCAUCUACUCGUAUAUCAGAAACUGUAACAAAUCAAUGUGAAGUUGAAAUUUUAACUAAUACUAAUUUAUUAGAUGAUGAAGAAACAGUUGAAGAUGAUGAAGAUGAAGAAGAGGUGGAAGAAGAUGAUGAGGAGGAGGAAGAAGAGGACGAUGAAGAUGACAGCGCUACUGUACUUGGUGAUGCAGAUACUGAAUCUGUUGUCAGUGAAAUUCUAUCAUCUGCACUACUACAAGAAAAAGAAGCAAGAAAAAUAGAAGAUCGUAAAUUACUAGCUUUAUUGGCACAUUUUGAUGAAGAACAGUUAAAUCGAUUCGAAACAUUUCGAAGAGCUACAUUUACUAAAGCUGUAGUAAGACGACUAAUACAAUCUGUAGCUCCAUGUUCAAUUUCACAAAAUGUAGUUAUUGCUAUGGCUGGUUUAACAAAAGUUUUUAUUGGAGAAUUAGUUGAAGAAGCAUUAAAUUACAAAGAACAAUUAGGUGAAAAUGGACCGUUAAAACCAAAGCAUAUUAGAGAAGCUUAUCGUAUAUUAUCAAAUGAACGACGAUGCUGUACAGAAACACCAGAAAAUCCUCUUUUAUAACAUGUUUGUAUAUGUGUUUUAAGGUUCUUUUUAUCUUUAUCAAUGGGUUAAUGUAUUUUAACUUCCCUAAAUAAAAAAAGAACACUUGUAAUUGUUAGUUUACUUAAUGCUGGGAAACGGUUAACCACUGACUAAACUACAUUAAUAUGCACUAGUUUAUAUAACAUUAAAAUUUAUGCCUAUACUUUGGAGACUGAAGAUAAUAUUUGAAUUUGGUGACUGUUUAAUACAAAUUUACAGUCAAAAAGAAUAUAAAUUAAUUUUUUACUGUUAUAACUUGUGGCCUGUGUGCCCUGUUAAUGUAUAACGUAAUGAUACUGCCAAUUAGAGAGCAGUGAAUUAUCGACCAGACCAACGACGUAUAAAAGCCGUGAGAGCAGUUUAGAGUCCUGAUUGGUCCUGCUUCGUGCCUAGCCCAGCCAGUUAAGUCCAGAACACCAAUCUCAGCCUCUACAAUAUGAAUCAUGUAUUUCAAACAUACUCAGUUUAUAUACCAAUCAAAC
Molecule: messenger RNA, 1414 nt
Organism: Schistosoma spindalis
Lineage: Eukaryota; Metazoa; Platyhelminthes; Trematoda; Strigeidida; Schistosomatidae
Source: the annotation of a GenBank genome assembly